CCUCGUUCAGUGUCCUAAAACACCAACAAAGACAACAAGAAGUAGUCAAAAUCUCGAUGAAAGCUAAGUCCCAGCCUCGGUUAUGGAACUCAAAUGCCACCAUUUUUAUUCGUCUUUCCAUUUAUUCAUAUUCCAUUCCUUCUUCUUCUUCUUCUUCUUCACGCUUCUGUACUCUUCCUUUAAAAGCAACUUCCAUGUUUUCCCUUCCUUGAUUUGAUUUCUCCCCUACACUUCCCAAUUUUCUUUUUUAUUUUUUCUAUAAUUAUUGGAAAUUUUUUUGUAUUUCCCUUUUUUCCUUUUUUGGUUGCAAUGUACAGUGCGGAUCGUUGCUUGUUCGUUGAUUCGAUCAGGGUCUCACGACAAGAUGGCUUGUUUCUCAGCGACAAAACAGUUCCUUCCUCGUUCGUUUCAUCCAUUUCACUAAAGACCCAGAAAUGUUUUGUCGAUAAAAACGAAAAUGUGUGUUUGGUUUCGUGUUCUUGGGGUGGUCAAACCCUGGGUCCUGUGAAGUCGAGGAGAAGUGGUGGCAAAGGGGGAUGGGUUUUAUCGGUGAGUUUGUCGAGGGAGGAAGGGUAUGUUGGGGACUCAGGAGAAGAUUGGGGGCAAAACGGGGAUAACAAUUUGGAAACGGUGGAAGAGGUGAAAGAGAAGAAGGGAUCAGGUGCUUUGAAUACCACCAAACAUCUCUGGGCCGGUGCUGUUGCUGCUAUGGUUUCAAGGACAUUCAUUGCUCCAUUGGAGAGAUUGAAGUUGGAAUACAUAGUUCGUGGUGAAAAGAGAAGCCUUAUCGAAUUAAUUAAAUGGAUUGCAGCUUCGGAAGGGUUGAAAGGUUUUUGGAAAGGGAAUUUUCUCAAUAUUCUUCGUACGGCUCCUUUUAAGGCUAUCAAUUUCUAUGCUUACGAUAUUUAUAGAAGUCAACUAUUGAAAUUGUCCGGGAAUGAGGAAGCCACGAAUUCGGAGAGGUUCCUUGCCGGUGCUGCAGCUGGGAUUACUGCAACUUUGCUUUGCUUACCAAUGGACACUAUAAGGACAGUAAUGGUAGCUCCGGGUGGGGAAGCUUUGGGAGGAUUGAUUGGUGCUUUUUGUCAUAUGAUUCAGACUGAAGGGUUCUUUUCUCUUUAUAAGGGACUAGUCCCCUCGAUUAUAAGCAUGGCACCUUCAGGUGCUGUCUUCUACGGUGUCUAUGAUAUAUUGAAGUCGGCCUAUCUUCAUUCUCCCGAAGGGAGAAAAAGAAUUCAAGACUUGAAACAAGGUGGUCAAGAACUGAAUGCAUUUGAACAAUUGGAAUUAGGUCCCGUUAGAACAUUACUGUACGGGGCGAUUGCAGGUGCGUGUUCCGAAGCUGCUACUUAUCCAUUUGAAGUCGUGAGGAGGCAUCUUCAAAUGCAAGUCCGUGCGACAAAGUUAGGUGCAUUGGCAACCUGUGUCAAGAUAGUUCAGCAAGGUGGAAUUUCCGCUCUUUAUGCAGGAUUAAUCCCCAGCUUAUUGCAGGUAUUACCAUCAGCUGCCAUAAGUUACUUGGUUUAUGAGUUCAUGAAGAUAGUUCUAAAGGUGGAGCCGGCAUAGACGAAUUUUAUCUACUUGACUAAAAACAUUGGAUCAGAGGUAACUUCGGUGUCGAUUGAGGCUGCGGAUGUUGUUUUAUUUCAUGAGAGGGAAAAAAGAAAGGCCUAAGUCGAGUUCGAAAUUUACCUAUACCAUUUUACAAGAACAAUAGACGGAUGGUAAACAUUAUUGUUUCUAAAAUUCAGUUUGACAUGAUGUUUGUUUAAACUUACCAUAUUUCAUAGUUCAACCUCAUUGGCUUGUAUGUUUAUGCUAAACAUGAAUUGCAGCUAUGUGCUUCUUGUUUCAUAGAAUGCUUCAAUGAUUAUAAAUUUAUGAUUGAAUAAA
Molecule: messenger RNA, 1893 nt
Organism: Gossypium raimondii (Peruvian cotton)
Lineage: Eukaryota; Viridiplantae; Streptophyta; Magnoliopsida; Malvales; Malvaceae
Product: probable mitochondrial adenine nucleotide transporter BTL3
Exons: 4
Coding region: 310-1566 (418 amino acids)
Biological process (GO): transmembrane transport
Source: RefSeq, a predicted model, not a curated record